Messenger RNA from Brassica rapa (field mustard), 1109 nucleotides. Its product is annotated as bax inhibitor 1. Lineage: Eukaryota; Viridiplantae; Streptophyta; Magnoliopsida; Brassicales; Brassicaceae. Gene Ontology annotation, cellular component: membrane. Gene Ontology annotation, biological process: negative regulation of apoptotic process. The record is from RefSeq and is a predicted model, not a curated record.
GAGGCCCUAUAAAUAACGAAAGUCUUUCUUUUUCAGAUAUUAUCUUAUCUUCGUUAAUAAUAUCGACGCGUUUAAUUGAUUUUUCUCUCGCAAAAGAAGAAAACAUGGAAUCGUUCUCGUCCUUCUUCGAUUCUCAGCCAGGCAGCAGAAGCUGGAGCUAUGAUUCUCUCAAGAACCUCCAUCAGAUCUCUCCGUCCGUCCAGAAUCAUCUCAAGCGGGUUUAUCUCACUUUGUGUUGUGCCCUUGUUGCGUCUGCCUUUGGAGCUUACCUCCACGUGCUCUGGAACAUCGGUGGUAUCCUCACAACCAUUGCAUGCUGUGGAAGCAUGAUUUGGCUUCUCUCAUGUCCUCCUUAUCAGCAACAAAAGAGGCUCUCACUUCUCUUCCUGUCUGCCGUUCUUGAAGGUGCCUCUGUUGGCCCCUUGAUCAAAGUGGCUGUUGAUUUUGACCCAAGCAUCCUUAUCACUGCGUUUGUCGGAACUGCGAUAGCGUUUAUCUGCUUCUCAGGAGCAGCGAUGCUGGCAAGACGUAGAGAGUAUCUCUACCUCGGAGGACUUCUCUCUUCUGGCUUGUCCAUGCUUAUGUGGCUUCAGUUUGCCUCUUCGAUCUUUGGUGGCUCUGCCUCUAUCUUUAAGUUUGAGCUCUACUUCGGAUUGUUGAUCUUUGUGGGAUACAUGGUGGUCGACACACAAGAGAUUAUAGAGAAGGCACACCUCGGCGACAUGGACUAUGUGAAACAUGCGUUGACCCUUUUCACCGAUUUUGUGGCUGUGUUUGUCCGUGUUCUCAUCAUAAUGCUGAAGAACUCGGCAGAUAAAGAGGAGAAGAAGAAGAAGAGGAGAAACUGAGACUAAAAGUGACAAGGAAAGCUAAUAAGAGUGGGUGUUUUAAAUAACAUGAAAGCUUUGGUGUUUUUACGUGUUAGGACGCACUUUUGGUUUGCGUAUUCCUCUUAUCGCACACGAUUGUAAAUGGAUCAAGUAGUUUUCGUUUUUGUCUCGACUCUCGUUCACUUUCGUAAUGUCCAAAGUAUUUCCUCUACUGUUUAAAUCACUUUGAGAUGCGAAUUAGCAGGUUAACAAUAAAGUAUUAGGACCAUUUUCUUGAGA